Microbotryum saponariae is the source of this 386-nucleotide messenger RNA. Lineage: Eukaryota; Fungi; Basidiomycota; Microbotryomycetes; Microbotryales; Microbotryaceae. The record is from the annotation of a GenBank genome assembly.
AUGUCGGAUCCGGCUGCACAGGAUGCUGCUGCCACGCUCUCGCGGGUGGCCAACUCGGGCGCUCCGAUCGCUUCAACUUCGUCCUCCGCGGUAUUAGCCGCCGCCGCGCUUAUGGCUGGCAGCAAUCCCAGCGCCAGUACGGGCAACAACACCUCCCAGGACGCCGAGACGAGCGAUGUCGCGAUCCCGGAUCCAACCUUGACGGCAGUCGCUUCUCCGAAUGCACAAAUGCCGGCCAACUACAACAAGGUAAGGCAGCUUCAGCGCCCCUCUUCGGCACGAGCGGCUGUCGUCGUCCAAGCGCGGGCGAUCCCCAAGCCUAUGGUCAGGCUCGUGGUUUCACCAACCCAGAACACCGAGCGCUCCUCAUCGCAGCAUCUCCCUGA